Lotus japonicus is the source of this 1221-nucleotide messenger RNA. RefSeq lists its product as uncharacterized. Lineage: Eukaryota; Viridiplantae; Streptophyta; Magnoliopsida; Fabales; Fabaceae. Bases 50 to 1018 code for a protein of 322 amino acids. The transcript is spliced from 3 exons. The record is from RefSeq and is a predicted model, not a curated record.
CAAAUUUGAUUGUAAAUGUGAGUGUUUGACAGAGAAACAGAGAAGAACAAUGGGAGGAAGAACGCAUCAAAAAUCGGACUCAGAGGUGACAAGCAACAGCAUGGAGCAAUCUUCGUCGUCCCCGCCGCGUUCCCCUCCCCGGCGGCCACUGUACUACGUCCAAAGCCCUUCCAACCACGACGUCGAGAAGAUGUCAUACGGUUCAAGUCCGGUAGGCUCCCCUGCGCACCACCACUUCCAAUACUACCUCUCCUCCCCCAUCCACCACUCUCGUGAGUCCUCCACCUCUCGCUUCUCCGCCUCCCUCAAAAACCCCCUUCCUCUCCGCCACCAAAACCACCAACCACUCUCCUCAUGGAAGAAGCUUCACCACCAAACCGACGACGAUCUCGACGACGACGACGAGAACGACGCCGUUUACGACUCCACGCGAAACAUCCGGUUGUACUUCUGCUUCUUCUUGCUCUUCGUGCUUCUCUUCACCACAUUCUCGUUGAUCCUGUGGGGUGCAAGCAAGAGCUACAAGCCUCGUGUAAUCAUCAAGAGCAUAGUGUUUGAGAAUUUGAAUGUACAAUCGGGGAGCGAUGGGUCAGGGGUACAAACAGAUAUGUUGUCGUUGAAAUCAACGGUGAGGAUGUCUUACAGGAAUCGUGGUACUUUCUUUGGUGUUCAUGUCACUUCAACCCCUUUUCAGCUGAGCUAUUUCCAGCUCACAGUUGCCUCAGGCCAGAUGAAGGAGUUCUAUCAAAGAAGGAACAGUCACCGGAAUUUAACAGUAGUGGUGACGGGACACCAGGUUCCACUGUAUGGUGGUGUCUCAGAACUUGGAAAUAUUAAAGAGCACUUGGACAGAGUCGCGUUGCCGCUGAACCUGACAUUUGUAGUGAGAUCAAGGGCUUUCAUCUUGGGAAGAUUGGUUAAGUCUAAAUUCUAUCGAAGAAUCAGAUGCUCUGUCACUUUGCAUGGGAACAAGCUUGGAAAGCCUCUUCAUUUGAAGGAUUCAUGUGUCUACAAGUGAUAAUUAAUUGAUUAUUUAUGUCCCCUUUACGUGUAAAGAUAGCUGCUACUACAAUUUUUGCUUGUUGUUUGUUGCCACACAUCGUCUCCUAGGACGCACUUCUUUAUAUGUUUCCAUUGGGUUCUUUUUGGUACUAGAAUGUCUCGUCUGCUAUGGAUACUCAUGAGCCUUCUUAAGUAUAUAAAUGCCAAUUCUAAUGUAAA